Messenger RNA from Closterium sp. Naga37s-1, 3333 nucleotides. The record is from the annotation of a GenBank genome assembly. NCBI's taxonomy places the organism in Eukaryota, Viridiplantae, Streptophyta, Zygnematophyceae, Desmidiales, Closteriaceae.
AUGAGCAAUCCCCGAGUUUCGCGGAGCAACGCCAGCGUUUUCCGCGGUUCGUUCCUUCAGCUCGUCUCCCGCAUCCCCCUCGCGCUCAUCCUCUGCGCCGCUGUUCUUCCGCGCGCCUGCGGCGAUGCCCCCACGUCAUGUUCCGCCAGUCAUUCUCCCCCCCAUUCCCCCGCGCGCGGCAGCUGUUCCGCCUCUACUGACGCUGAAGGCUUCCCGCGCUAUGCUGCGCCAGUGGGGGAAGCGCCAGCGGGGGAAGCGCAUGUGGGCGGAAAGCCAGUUGGGGGGGAAGCUGGGAUUGGCGGAGCAGAAGGGGACUCAGGGGAACUGUGGGGGAGCAGUGGAGGGGGCAGCGGAAGGAGGAUGGAGGAAGAGUUUGAUUGGAUGUUGGAUGAUGCUGACGAGGACGCUGAUGGGGUAGAGGGAGGGGAGAACGAGGAGGAUGUGACAAUACGAACGAGGGAGGGUGACAGUAACGAGGAGGAGGAACAGGAUAGUUAUCCAACUCCUGAACUCUUGAAGGAGUCCGGAUUCAUGGAGUAUCUUGAUUGGCUGCGAGAACACGGAGUGGAGGGUGACGUGGCAGCUCCUGGUAGCCCUGUUCGCCUUUCACCUGAGGGCUAUCUGGCGGGCUGUAUGCUGCUGCAAGCAGCUGCAAAAAGAGAUCGGGCGGCAGAGGGAUUGUCUUGGGCGGCACUGGCAGGGGUGCUGCUGCCGCCCGUGAGUCUGGCGAGGCCGCUGCCUCUCAUGCUGGAUGACGACCUGCGGAUGGAGCUCAGCUACAAGCCGUUGAUCGACCGGCUAGACCAGCAGUUGGAGCAGUACCAAGAUGAGCACGACGCGUGGGUGAACACCACUCUGAACCGAUCUGCCUCCCCUGUACCCCCUGUGUGUACCCCCUGUGUAUUCACCCCUUGGGUUGGGUCCCAUUCUUGCCAGCUAGACCAGCAGUUGGAGCAGUACCAAGAUGAGUACGACGCGUGGGUGAACACCACUGUCAGCCAGUCUACCGCAGACAACGCGGCCAUGUCUUUCGAGAGCUUUCUCCAAGCUGUCGCUGCUGCUCUCUCCGUGUCCCUGCCGCUGCCCCAAGCCCCGUCGCCUUCAGCACCUGACAGUUCACCUGACAGCCGACCUGCUGCACUGGUGUCUAGAGAUUCAAUCGAGGUCUUCACCAGCGAGGAUAUCCCGGCACACUCUCCUCUCGUCCUCGCCCCAACUCCCACCGCUCCUACUCAACAAACAGACACUGACGUGAAUUCUGCAGCACUUCUACCUCCAUCUCCACCGCCGCUGCUCUCUAACGAUGAUGUUUACUUAAGCACUGGUACUGUUCCGCAAGACACGGCUUUGGACAGGGUCCUUCUUUUUCCCUCUCUUGCCCACGCCCUCCGCUCCUUCUCUCUCGCCUUUCCCUCAACCGGCCUGCCCGCUAAACUGCCCGAGAAAGAAUUUCAGAAGCGGGCAGCGGCGCUGGAGGACCGUGUCGUCCGGGCAGUUUUGGAGGUGAAGAGGAAUGUUUUGAGCGCUGCCCGAGAGGCUGGAGGAGUCACAGAGGGCUCCCGAAAUUCUGCAGCACGAGCGGGGGAGGGCGUGGCAGCACAAGAUGGGGAGAGAGGGGAAAGAGGAGGAGAAGAGCAUGCCAUGACGGGUGGCAAGUGGUAUGGGAUGGAGCAGAUGUGGUUCUGGGAGAUGCGGCGACAUAAGCAGCUGGAGCGCGAGAGGAAGAAGAAGGAAGGAGAGAAGCACCGGAUGAUGCGGAUGAAACACGAGGAGAACGGCAAGGAAGAAAAGGAGGAAUCAGUGGCAGGGGGGGUGGAUCCAGAGGGGCUCUUGGCAUAUCCUGAGGGGCGGAUCGACCCUGAGCUCCUUGCUUACCUCACUGCUCUCGCCUAUCUGCGAUCUAAUGGCAGAGAGCCUGACCCAGCACUGCUGGCAAGAAUAAGUGUGGCACUGGCGUGGAAUCUGGACGGCACCACCACCUGCACGCACAUGCCACUUCUCUCCCUCCCCUCCCACCCACUCUUCCUCCCCCACACCUCCUCCUCCUCUACCACCUCUGCUCCAUCCGCAUCACAAUCCGGUACCUCCACAGCCAAUCACAUGCCGCCACCUGUCGCCGACCUGUUACCGGCGCUGCGGGUGGCAGCAGGCAUGCUGAGGCGGCUGGUCGAGAAGCUUCUGGGCGGCUUCUCGUCGUCCGUGAGCGAGGAUGAGUUCAUGCUGACGUCAGCAGCCAUCUGCCGGCGGUACCGCGACGCUGGGCGGCUGGACGAGGCCCCAUCUGGGCUCUGCCUACCGUGGUUCAUGGGAGCAUUAGAGGAGGUGCAGCAGGUGCUGCAGGUGAGGGCCAAUAAGAAGCGGGUGCUCAUCGACACCUCUGAUUGGCUGCUGCUUGCCUGCGACCCCAAAUACGACCUGCGAUUGGACGAGCCAGAGCCAGUGACUGCAGCAGCUGCUGAGAGCAAGAGGAGAAGAGAUGACGCAGCAGCAGAAGAGGAUGAAGAGGAGAGGAGUGAUGAGGAGAAGUUGGGAGUGUUUUUGGAGUGGGUGCGGGCCCGGGGGAUCCCUGACUUUGGCAAGCCGCGGUCCACCUUCGAGGUGCAUUUCCGCCCAGAGCCCAACAGCUCCCAUUCACCUUCUCUCAAAGCUCACGGGGAGUUUGCAGCCUCCUUGCUGCAGGCCAAAGCACGGUCCAGGAAGCAGCUGACAGUGGUGGCAGGGCAGUCAAAGAAGAAAGGCCAGCUGCUGCUCUCCAUCCCUCGCUCUCUCUGGGUGUCCACCCACACCAUGGCUGAAGAAGCAGCACCCUACGCCAACCCUGUGUGGACGCUCGCCGCCGGAGCUGCGUGGCUGCUUCGGGAGCAGGCGCGGGGGCGAGGCUCGGAGUGGUGGCCGUACCUGCAGAUCCUGCCGGCCUACGUGCCUCUGCCAUUCUUGUUUGAUGCUGCCACGCUGGACGAGCUACAGUCACCCUCGUUUGUGGAGCGAAUCCGCAUGGUCCGCGAGUACUACGAGCAACAGUACAAACUAUGCCACCCACCAGCCAUCGCCUUCGCCUCGCUCCACCAAUUCCUCUGGGCUCUUGCCAUCAUGAACUCCCGAGCCUUCUCCACUCCCGCACCUGCCCGCCGAACCUCCGCCGAGUCUCACACUGACACCACACGCUUUCCCCAAGAGGAAGAGAGGGAGCAGGAGAGGGGGAGGGGGGCAAUGCUAGAGCAGCUGCUGGCACUGCCUGCGUCUGAGAGGCGGUGGUUUGUGGGCGAGCCCAUGGCUCUGGUGCCCAUUGCUGAGCUGAUCGACCACCACCACCCCCACAACGCACAGUACAAG